This is a messenger RNA of Fonsecaea erecta, 1035 nucleotides long. RefSeq lists its product as hypothetical. NCBI's taxonomy places the organism in Eukaryota, Fungi, Ascomycota, Eurotiomycetes, Chaetothyriales, Herpotrichiellaceae. The record is from RefSeq and is a predicted model, not a curated record. The transcript is spliced from 2 exons. Bases 1 to 1035 code for a protein of 344 amino acids.
AUGGCGGGCGAAACAAUCUCUCCAUACAGCUUCGACCAUGUGAUCCUGUUGCUGGAUACACCGGACUUCGAGAACCCACCGUCGUGGUUGACUGAUAAUUUUACCAUAAUCGAGGGUGGGACGCAUGCCGGUGGCUCCUCCCGGAAUAAACUGAUCAUCUUCCCUGAUGGCACUUAUAUCGAACUGAUAAACUGGAUCACCGAACCAAAAGAAUUCUUCGACUGGGCGCAAAAAUCACCAGGACUGAUCGACUUUGCUCUUACAACCCCGUCCUCUGCACAUGACACCGUUGAUGAAGUUAUGAGGCGCCUAGAAUCUAAACCGCAGUCUCGUCAGUCUGAAUCCUCGACAUCGGAUGACCUCUCAGAGGCCGGUGCCGAUGCUGGUGACGGUGGGCUGGGAGUACGUUUUAGACCUCCCCUCGCUGGCGGUCGCAAGCGAAAAGACGGUCAAGACGUCAAAUGGCAUGUCACGAAGCCGCUCCUGGAUGAUUCCGCGGAAAAUGUGCCUAAGCCCCUUGAAAAGUACUUCCCAACUGGGCGACUCGACACGCCGUUCUUCUGCCACGAUGUAACUGAUCGGAACUUGAGAGUGCCGUACACCGAGAAAGAGAUAUCCGACACGCACCCUUGUGGGGCGAGGGGGAUCGUCUCCGUCGAGGUUUUGGUUCCUGAGGAGAAGAUCGAAAGUUACAUACGCCUUUACACCUCCGUUCUGGGCGUGAAACCGAAAGUCCAGGGCGGGUACAGGUACAGACCGAACACCAGUGUAAGCUUCCUGCUCAGCACACCUAAUCCUGACGAGGAGGCUAUGAAGCGCUUGAAAGGAAGGGUCGGUGUGGUGAUUCGGGCGCCGAGAGAUCAAGACGAUGAAGCGUGGUUGAAAGAGAGGGGUGUGGGAAUAAGAGAAGUGAGGCUUUUCGCCGAAGCAAAGAGUGAGGACGAAGUUGACGAGAUGGCGCUGGACAGUGAGGGGAUUGGAGCGAGUCUAGUGCUGGUGAAAGAGCCUGCCGGAUUCUGGGAAGAGGGUAGCUAG